This is a messenger RNA of Brachypodium distachyon (stiff brome), 1656 nucleotides long. RefSeq lists its product as uncharacterized. The record is from RefSeq and is a predicted model, not a curated record. Lineage: Eukaryota; Viridiplantae; Streptophyta; Magnoliopsida; Poales; Poaceae. The transcript has 11 exons. Bases 161 to 1261 code for a protein of 366 amino acids.
UGCAAGUCGAAGGCUAUUCUUUUCACCAGUACAAGUUAAGCCUAUCAAUGUCUCUACAUCUUGCUCCCCCUCCUCCGGCUGUAUUGCAACAUAAACCAAGCUGCACAAUCCAGCAGAGUAGCUUGAUCAUCAUCUUCUAGCUAGCUUUUGAGCUGCGAGGAUGAAAGUAGUCCCGAUUCUGACGGUGUUAUCCUCGGCGGUGUUUGGGUUCUUCGUCGGAAUUUCUUUCCCUGUUGAGAUCACGCCUAAGCUCCCGUACGGCCCAUUAUUCCCUUUCAGUGGCGGUGCAAACUCCAGCUACAGUGGCAACAUACUCGGCAGAUUCUGGGCACCAUACACCAACAGCUCUCUUGAGGAGGCAAAAAGUCCUAAACGUGCAGAGAGCAAGCUACCGCCAGGCAUUGUGGUAUCAGAGUCUGAUUUUCACCUCCGCCGGCUAUGGGGAGCCCCCAGCGACGACGAGCCCGCUCGCAAGUACCUUCUGGCGCUGGGGGUUGGGUACGACCAGAGAGAAAACGUCAACUUAACUGUUCAGAAGUUCAUCGCCAGGGGCAACUUCGACGUGGUGCUGUUCCACUACGACGGGCGCACCACGGAGUGGGACGACGAGUUCGACUGGUCCAAGCGUGCCGUCCACGUGAGCGCCAGGAAGCAGACCAAAUGGUGGUUCGCCAAGAGGUUCCUGCACCCGAGCGUGGUGGCGGCGUACGAGUACCUGUUCGUCUGGGACGAGGACCUCGGGCUGGAGACCUUCGACCCGGAGGAGUACAUCAGGAUCAUGAAGAAGCACGGGAUGGAGAUCUCGCAGCCCGGGCUGGACACGACACGAGGGACCAAGUCGUACGACCAGAACGUCAGAUGGAAGGACACCGAGGUGCACAAGAAAUAUAGCAGCUGCGACAACCCGAACUGGGGACCACCGUGCAGCGGGUUCGUCGAGAUGAUGGCCCCGGUUUUCACCAAGGAUGCUUGGAGAUGCGUCUGGUAUUUGAUCCAGAAUGACCUGGUUCAUGCAUGGGGUCUUGACCUCAACUUCCAUAGAUGUGUAGAUGAUUAUAAAGAGCAUAUGGGUAUCGUCGACGCGCAGUAUGUGGCACAUCAUGGGGUUAAGACUCUCGAAGGCCAGGGUGAUGGAGAAAAGGAAGGAAGCAGUGCUGGGGUGAGAGCCCGCCAACUGGAUGAGCGACGCAUCUUCUACGACAGACUUGCCAACGCCGACAGGGAGCUUGCCAACUCCACUGCCAGCAAAACCAGUGGAUGAUCAUCGUCUCCAUGAAUCACAACAUACCUAAUUAGAUCGGUUAACCAUAAAAAGGUUGUUGACCCUCCACGAAGAACCCUUUCAUUGAUAAAGAGAAGGAUGAGACGGUUCCAUUAGUUGCUAUACUCGUUACAUUCUACAUUCUUUUCGAUUUAUUUACGCUGUACUAAAAUUAGGAGGUUUUUACUGUACAAUUACUAGUUCCAUGAUGAACUUUGGGCAUGUGUGCGCUCUCCACUUGGACCACACCGGUUCAAAUGUGCACCCAUUGAAGAGAAAUAGUGCAGAGUGAUUUUCUAGCUUCAAGGUAAAAUGUGCAUCGAUCGAUGUAAAGAGGGGAAAUUCACUUUUUUGAAACGAAAAAUCAAUAAACAUCAGUGAUGAUCAUUUUGAAA